GACGCAACUAUGACAAUGAUUUGGAGCGUCGUCUUCUCUCUUUUGGCAGUGGUCAUUCCAGUCAUACAUUUCUACCUUGCCCCGCUGAUCAGCUCAGCUGGGUUCUCUUAUACUGUCCAAAAUUUUGGUCUAGAAGCCGGAAAGUGUUCAAGGGUCGAAGAGCUACAGGCUUGUGAGAAAAUUGUUUUACACCAGGAAACAGGUUUACUCUACCUUGCAUGUUCGACUCUUGCCAACCGCGCCAAAUGGCUUCCCGCUGUCGAUCGUUUUGAGUCUGCAGUUGACGAAGAUUACGUCGCGACGUAUGACCCGAGUACAUCCAAAAUAACGCGUUUAACUUUGGAGAACUUUGACACAAAGAAAAAUGGUCUUGCUGUCCUUGGUAUGGAUGUCGUUCCUUCCGAAAAAGAUCCCAAUGAGCUCUUUGUCUACCUUAUCAACGACCGACCGCGUAAAGAUGGCCAGGAUUCCUCGAUCGUGGGCGCUGACAGCGUGGUUGAGAUUUUCAAGACCGUUGCGGGCGGGAACGUUUUGGUUCAUCUGAAGACUGUGCGGGAUUCUUCUAUCAUCGCACCCAACGAUGUCGCUGGUUUCUCUGACGGGAAACGAUUUUAUUUCACCAACUGGUUCAACCGCAAAACUGGAUUUGCCCUUCAAGCGCGAACUCUAUUGACCUCCUUCUCCUCGGUUGGUUACUGUCAUUCUGACCAUGGGUGCAAAAUUGCUGUCGAUAACCUUUACACCGCAAAUGGAAUCGCGAAAGCUACAAAUGGCACAGUUUACGUUGCCAGUACUAGUGGACUAGAGCUGAAAAUGUUCGAAAAGCAGGACGACGAUUCAUUGGUUUUCUUGGAGGGCGUUCACUGCGAUACCCCGAUUGAUAAUCUCUCUAUUGACAAAGAAGGAACUGUGUUUGCUGCCGGAAUGCCCAAAUCAUUAGAUCUCUGGGAACACACUAAGAAUUCAUCACAUCCCUCACCAGUGUGCGCUUGGACCUUCUCAAAAAAUACAGGCCAAGGCUCGUUCUAUGGCGAGAAAUAUAAAGUGCAAAAGAUAUAUGAAGAUGAUGGUUCUAUCGCAUCAGGAGCUACUACUGUAGUUCAUGAUGCAGAGCGUGGUCGCUUGUUCAUGCACGGGGUGUUUUCGCAUCAUUUGACUGUCUGUGAAGUCAAAUAAUCCAAGUAGAAAACUAAAUUAUGAGCGUUGCAUAAAUUAUAACAAUCUUGCCUUUUCAAAAUGUUGUCUAGGUAUCACCUGCGAAACUCCUGUCUUGAAAGACCUGAUUAAUAAAGGGAACAAUCAAGAACCGGAAGGAUGUUCGUAUUCUCGGUACAUACCUGGUACAUACGCUCUCGGUCAUGUUCGGUCAUUCCUUUGUGGCACCCUCUACUCGGGAACUUCAAAUUGUAUAAAUAUCACAUCGAGAUA
Messenger RNA from Lentinula edodes (shiitake mushroom), 1428 nucleotides. RefSeq lists its product as uncharacterized. Lineage: Eukaryota; Fungi; Basidiomycota; Agaricomycetes; Agaricales; Omphalotaceae. The record is from RefSeq and is a predicted model, not a curated record. The coding region runs from base 10 to 1176 and encodes 388 amino acids. The transcript has 7 exons.